Closterium sp. NIES-67 is the source of this 2863-nucleotide messenger RNA. Lineage: Eukaryota; Viridiplantae; Streptophyta; Zygnematophyceae; Desmidiales; Closteriaceae. The record is from the annotation of a GenBank genome assembly.
UCACGUGGAAUACUAGCUGAGAGGUACUUAUCACGUGUCGUGCUCACAUCAGGCGGCCGCGUUUUAGUUCAGGAGCUAUCAGCCGCCGACGGGAACGUCCUUUGCGAAGCGGAAACGGGCCUUCGCCGAGAAGCGUGAAGCGGUGUCGUCGAUUUCUGGUCUGCUCGAGCCACGUUUGCGGUGAAUCUUCCCAGGAUCCUGGAACGCGAUCCGCGAAACGGGGUUACAAGCUACACGUCAUGCGAUAAAUUGCAACCAUUGGCGAAAGUUUGGCGACUGCGUCACGUCGUUCCGGCUGCGACUGCACUUGACGUCGAGUCGAGAUGCCUUCGAUCAGACCGACGCUCAGAAGGUUUCGAGCCGCUCGAAGAGCAUAGAAGGGCUUCCAGAACCGCACCCCAGCAAGUGAUUUUUGAGUCGACUCAAACACACCCCAGCCUCCAGAGCUUCGAGAGCUUCGAGAGCUUCCAGCGCAUUGCCUUUCGCCCCCCCGUACUUGUCUCGACCACAACCGCAUACUUCCAAAACUCCUCAUUUCACGGAUCGCUGGAAGACUGACGGACGGACGUGCUUGGCUUCGUCCGACAGAAGCUGCAUCUGAGUCGUUCAUUCAUUCAAGUUUCUCGUGCAAUCCACGUCUGUCGUUUGCGUAAACGCGUGUACAGCCCAAAAAUUCAGCGCGUUUCGGUCACCAAGUUACCAAGUUACAAAGCUAGCAUCACCGUAUCAGAGCCAGCUCGUCUUAGAGCUGCUGGACGGAAACCUCCCAAUUCAGUUCCUAAUUCUUUUGAGCACCACUCAAAAGUCUCGUCAACACCGUUUGCCGACUCGGACUACAUCUUUCCGAUAGCAAUGGCUGCUCGGAUCAACGCUUCCCCACUGGCAGUCGCACAAAUGCGCGGAACACUCUCCGCGCCCCUCCGCGCCCGCCGUGUCGCGUCUACCGCGGUUCAAGGUUCCGCGCGCAUUUCCGCGUUCGGAAAAUCCCGCCAGAUGCCCUACCUUGACGGCUGUUCGCUCCCCGCUACCUUCGCCAGCUGGCUAGCCGUCAAAGCCUCGCCGCCCGCCGUAGGCUUCGUCGUCGUCGCGAAUCUGGAUCGUGAAUUCGCCGUUAAUUCCGGCGCGGAUGCCACCCGGAACCCUGGAAAUAGCUGGCGGAAGGACGGCGGCCACCGCGCAACCACAAUCCGCGCGCAAGCCGCCAUACUUGCGCCGCCACCGCCGGUUGUGGAAGAGGCGGAAGCAGUGACGGACACGGGGGGAGGGGGAACAGACGGCGGAUCGUUCAGGGGCGGGAAUGGGGAGGGCGGCGGAAACAAUGGGGAUGGGCGGUGGUCGGGGGGAAGCGGAGGCGGCGCGGGAGCUGGCGGGGACGAAGGGGGAAGGGCGGACUUCGGCGCGCUCUUGGGAUGGCCGCGCGUGGAGGCGGUUCUUCUGCGAAAAGGGGUUACCCUUCCGGAAGAUAUGCUGUUACACGCGCGCGAACACGGCAUAUCGGAAGUGAUGCUACAGCGGUUCAUGGAUCUGCAGAACUCGGCCCUUGGCCCCGCUAUAAGCAACUGCGCGGCGCUCCGCAACCGGCUGCUCAUGGACCCGUCGUUCCUGUUCAAAGUCUUCACGGAGAUCGCCAUAGACUGCGGAUGCGCGACAUUUGCGGAGGUGCAGAAGCGCGGCGACGACUUCUGGAAGGAGUUCGAUCUGUACCUCUCCGAUAUGCUCGUGGGGGUCAUUCUGGGCGGCGCUGUCGUCGGCUCGCUCGCGCCAGCCGCGAGGUUCGCCACGUCAGCAGGUGGUGGGCGGUUGCCACGAAUCUUGCCGCGCGGGGUUUCUGCUGCGCUCUCGGCGCUCCCAAGCAGUGUGUUUGAGGCAUCCCUUCCUGGCCACAAGUUUUCGGCUGCCCAACGAAGCGUCACCCUGUUUGUCAAGGGCGUGGAGUAUGCAGGGUUUGGCUUUGCCUCGGGGCUUGUGGGGCAGGGGAUCGCUAAUGGCGUAAUGAAUCUCAAAAGCAACAUGCGCCAGAGGAACGGGGAGUCUGCUCAUACCGAGGACAGCCACGUCAAGCCACCCCCACUCUUCAAGACAGCCCUACUCUGGGGAGCCUUCAUGGCAAUUUCCUCGAACCCUCGGUACCAGGUCGUCACAGGCUUGGAGAGGUUAGUUGAUGGCUCGGCGGUGGCUCGGAGCCUCCCAUGGCUGUCAGGCUCGUUCACGGUGGCAGUGCGAUUCGCUAAUAACAUCUAUGGAAGCAGCCAAUUUGUGGAUUGGGCACGGCUGGCAGGCGUGCAGUGAUGCACAGUGCACAAGUUUGGCUGCAGGUUUUGGGACGUCCACCGGGUAUGCAGAGUAGGAGUUAUGGCUGAACAGCGCGUUGAUUUAGGUGGACCAGGGUGCAACAUUCAUGUUUUAGGUAGGGUAGCGUAAUACGGAGGAACAAGAUAUAUAUGGCCAUCUAAUGCAGGUCGCACCACAUGAUAAUUUUUAUACUUAGUGUGGGUAGUUUUGGUUCUUAGAAAAGCAUUUGUUGGCUAAGCAUUGCACAUUUGGGCAUGGUGAAAGUAUUUUGUGUUGAAGUAAACUCGACGGAGUUCACUUAUGGAGGGAAUCUUUGUGCUUAUGGGGUUUCCUUGGUUGGGGACUCUCUUGGGACCUUCCCUCUCAUCCCUCUCUUCCUAUCCCAACCUUUCUCUUGCUCCUUCAAAUUCCUUGGAGGGAAUCUUUGUGCUUAUGGGGUUUCCUUGGUUGGGGACUCUCUUGGGACCUUCCCUCUCAUCCCUCUCUUCCUAUCCCAACCUUUCUCUUGCUCCUUCAAAUUCCUUGUGAGAUUCUUGAACUUUGAUUGAACUCUUGAGAUUGAGUUAAGUUC